UUGACUAGUAAGACUUCCGGAGUCAACAGAACGAGCGUGAGGAAAGUUUUUAAUUUGAUUUUUUUUUUAAUUGUAAAAAGUAUGCAGGAUUUUAUUAAAUGAAGACUUUGAACUAGCGCGAAUGGGAAAGGUUGUUCUGAAGGAAAAACAUACGUCAACAGGAAAAAAAAAAAAGUGAGCUGCAAUGUCUUUGCUUGAGGAUGCACUGGAUGUGCUGCGGAUGCUGCUAGACUAUUUUGGAGUACCUCCAGAAGUGCUGAUUCCAGUGUGGGACAGUCCACUGUGCGGACAAUAUCGCAGUAUUGUGAGAAUGAUCGGCUCCAACAUCCCUCUGACACCCACGCCACGUGUCCACUUUCAGCUUCCACUCACCUCAAGGCCACAUGGUUAUACGGAUGUCGCCACGGAAACUCCAACCGUCCCAUCGUUCGCUGACGUUCUGUGGGUAGUUGAGGACGAUGGGGAUGGAUUUGCGAAAAACAGGGAUUAUCGACCGCUAAAGAAGUCUCCGCGACGACAAGUGGCGGGAGUUGGGUGCGUUGGACAAAAAACGCACCCAGAAGCUUUGGAGAAAAUAUCGGCGCUGGAGAGCGAGCUUUUUAAGCUGCGGGCUCAGAUAGCCAUUCUUGUCACUGCCACUCAGGCCACGGAUCUCCCAGGGUCGCAAAAUAUGAUGUCACCUGUCCCAGGACCGGCUCUCACAUCCACGCCCCGCCCUCCUCCGCCGCCACCUCUUCCUCCUCCACCAUGUCCCAGCUCAUCGUCUGUUGGCGAGCUGAUCCGACGACGCAAGUGUCACGGGAAGGACUCAGGGACGAAACAACUCAACGCUGUUCAGCGCAUGCCCUCAAUGUUGGAUGUACUCAAAGACUUGAAGCAAGUGAAACUGCGCUCGGUGGAGAGAUCACCAGGUGGCACGCCAGUCUCAAGGAGCCACAGCAAAGGGGGCCCGGCCGUUUCGAACGACCCGGCGAUUCUGAUUGCUGAGGCCCUCAAGAGGAAGUUUGCUCAGCAACGUCACAACGAUUCUUCAGACAAAGAGAAUUCUCUGGAUAGUUCGCCAAUAGGCAGUCCGGAUUCACCCAAGAUGUUCCACCACGCUCGUCGCAGCAAGGGGCUUCUCCAUUUGUGAUCGUGUCCGUGAACCCUGAAAAUCCCGACGUCCGUUCCCACUUCUCCAGUUUCCACAGGUUUUGAACUUUUUUUUUUUUAGUUUUGAUUUCAAGCGGCGCUCGUAAGUGUUCUCGCCACUCAGUGAUCUCCCUUUUAUGUUGUUUUUCAAGUGUUUUACCGUACGUUGUAUCAAACUGUUAUAUUUUAAGGUGAAGAUAAACAGACCAGUGACGUUAAUUAUUUAUUGGUAUUGGUAGGCCUACAAUGAUUCAUACGUUGAUCAGAUCUUGAUUUGACCUCAAUGAUGAUUGAUGAUGUAGUGGUACCCACGCCUGACUGGUGCAGGCAGCGCGGGAUUGAUUGCCGCUCAGCGAUGGCGUCAUUAUGGGUCCUGCGACUGACUGGCGACCAGUUCAGGGUGUAGUCUGCCUUUCGCCCGAAGUUAGCUGGGAUAGGCUCCGGCACUCCCACGACCCUAGUGUGGAUAAGCGGCUUAGAAAAUGGAAAUGGUAUGAUUCAUUUUGGGCACAUCUGUUGUCCUCGUGUUUAUUUACCCGCUGAGAUAUAUUAUUAUAAAUUAAUUCCAAGCCCCAUAACACCCAUUUAUGAUUUCUGAUGUU
This is a messenger RNA of Syngnathoides biaculeatus (alligator pipefish), 1733 nucleotides long. It is a transcript of the gene mtfr2, whose product is annotated as mitochondrial fission regulator 2. Gene Ontology annotation, biological process: aerobic respiration; mitochondrial fission. NCBI's taxonomy places the organism in Eukaryota, Metazoa, Chordata, Actinopteri, Syngnathiformes, Syngnathidae. The coding region runs from base 185 to 1132 and encodes 315 amino acids. Gene Ontology annotation, cellular component: mitochondrion. The transcript has 8 exons. The record is from RefSeq and is a predicted model, not a curated record.